Molecule: messenger RNA, 1640 nt
Organism: Ectocarpus siliculosus
Lineage: Eukaryota; Phaeophyceae; Ectocarpales; Ectocarpaceae
Source: the annotation of a GenBank genome assembly
GCUUUGAGACUUGAGACAGGAGUGAGAGGAAAGAGCCGCCAUAGUAGUAGGCGGCCGUGGUUCGUACGACGGCAUGGUGGCCUCUGCUCGCGGCUUUGUGUUCGUGGCCGUGCUCUUUGUGUCUUCCCUCUUGUACUCGGUGACCCUGUUGACGCCGGCGCUGCUGCUGCUGAUCCCGAUCUCGCCGCCUGGGGUGUACUUAUUCUUCCGGAGAGCGUAUAGGCGAUGGUCCGGCUUCGUCGGUUACCUCUUUUUCGCAAUGGCGGCAUUCUUGUUGGAGAAUUUGUGCGGCAUCAAGGUGAAAAUCACAGGAGACCGCUUGGAGUUUGGAGAAGCCGCUUUGAUCAUCUGUAACCACCGUACGAGGGUGGACUGGAUGUUCUUGUGGUGCUUGUGCCUGCGACAAGGACAGCUGUCGAGCCUGAAGAUCGUCUUGAAGGAAUCGCUCAAGGGAAUUCCAGGGUUCGGUUGGGCCACCCAGAUGCUGCUCUUCGUGUUCCUGAAGAGAGACAAGACUAAGGACUUGCAGCGGGUGAGGGAGAUCAGCGACUACCUGGUGGGCCUCGACAUGCCCACGACGCUGCUCCUCUUCCCGGAGGGCACAGACUUAAGCCCGAACAACCACCUCAAGAGCCUCGCCUUCGCCAAGAAGGAAGGGCUCGCCGAGUACCAGUACGUGCUGCACCCGAAGGUCAGGGGAUUCUCGGAGUGCAUGCAGGCGCUACGGCCAGGCCUCGAUGCCGUCCACGACGUCACGAUUGCGUACCACAACUACAAGGACGGCGGUCCCCCGUCAGAAAACACGAUGCUUGCAGGGUGUUUCCCUCCGGAGGUCCACAUGCACGUGACGCGUUUCGCUGUUGCAGACCUGCCAACAGAUGAUGAUGGCCUUCAACAGUGGUGCCGAGAGGCUUUCACCGAGAAGGAAGAGCGACUAAGAGAGUUCCACCAGGGCCCGCGAUCGUUCGACCAAGCCGGCCGGCUCGACGAGCACGGCGACGACGACGAAGCUUCGAGGAGCGGGUUGCUGGCCCUGGUGUUCUUCGUUGCCUUUUUCCUCCUUGUGGCCUUGUACGGCGGCAAGGUUUUCUACGCGGGAGCGGCGUCGGCGUGCUGCCUGUGCACCCUCGUCACCUCGCUCGGCGGUUUUGACACCCUGGAGCUGCGGUGGUCGAGGUUCUCCUUCGGGACGUCAUCGGGGGAGUUGAAGCAAGACUGAUCGGGAGUUUCAUCAUGUGUCCCCGCGAUAACAAAAUGUGGUGCAAAAUUUUGUUGUGUGCUGCUUGGUUGUUUCGUAGGCCUGAAAUUGGUUGCAAUAUAGAUCCGGGCAAGAGUAUGUACAGAAAAAUAUGACGUAAGGUAUACAUGGGAUGAGAAAAUCACUUCGUCCCCAGGCCUGCGUUUUGAAUUGUUGUAGAUCCGAGCAAUGGUAUGUACAGAACAAAUGGCAUACGUACACGGGAUGAGUACAUGGGAAGUCAUUCGUUCCGGCGGCUAUUUGUAUAGUCCUCCAGAAAUUCAUGAGCAUGUCCACCAUCACGAGACUCGAUGACUUGUCCGCAUCCAUCCUCGACAUCUGUGUGUGUGUGUGUGUCUAGGGCUGGGAUUAGGGUUAGGGCCAAGGUUAAAGAUAACCUUUC